CCCUUCCCUCCCCUCCCCUCGACGCCGCCGCGCGCCGCUUCCCGUUCCGGCCGCGCGGAGGCUCCUGUCAACAUGGCAGCGGCAGGCAGGCGGCCGCGGCCGUGGCUCCUCUGGGCGGCAGUGAUCGCGCAGGUGGUGGCGUCUGGUGCGGGUUUUGUGGAGGAUCUGGAUGAGUCGUUUAAAGAAAACCGCAAAGAUGAUAUUUGGCUUAUAGAUUUUUAUGCACCUUGGUGUGGCCACUGCAAGAAACUGGAGCCUGUGUGGAAUGAAGUGGGUAUAGAAAUGAAAAACAUGGGCUCUCCAGUGAAAGUUGGGAAGAUGGAUGCAACUUCCUUUUCUAGUAUUGCAUCUGAAUUUGGAGUGCGAGGCUACCCAACAAUUAAGCUCUUAAAAGGUGACUUGGCGUACAACUAUAGAGGACCUAGAACUAAAGAUGAUAUAAUUGAAUUUGCAAAUAGAGUAGCAGGACCUCUUAUCAGGCCGCUUCCUAGCCAACAUAUGUUCGAUCAUGUGCGAAAGAGGCAUCCUGUACUUUUUGUGUAUGUUGGUGGUGAAUCCCCUUUAAAGGAAAAAUACAUUGAAGUUGCUUCAGAACUAAUAGUUUAUACAUACUUUUUUUCUGCCUCAGAAGAUGUGCUGCCUGAGUAUGUGACAUUACCUGAAUUGCCUGCUGUUGUGGUCUUUAAAGAUGGAACUUACUUCGUUUAUGAUGAGUAUGAAGAUGGUGGUUUGUCAUCCUGGAUAAACAGAGAAAGAUUUCAAGGUUAUCUUAAUGUAGAUGGCUUUACGCUGUAUGAACUUGGAGAUACAGGAAAACUUGUGGCUAUUGCAGUCAUUGAUGAUAAAAACUCUUCAGUGGAACAUACCAGACUAAAAUCUAUUAUUCAGGAAGUUUCUAGAGAUUAUCGAGAUCACUUUCACAGGGACUUCCAGUUUGGCCAUAUGGAUGGAAACGAUUACAUUAAUAGUUUGCUAAUGGAUGACUUGACAAUCCCGACUAUUGUUGUAUUGAAUACCUCAAAUCAGCAGUAUUUUUUGCCGGAUAGGCACAUUGAGAACACAGAAGACAUGGUUCAGUUCAUUAACAGUAUCUUGGAUGGUACAGCUGAAGCACAAGGUGGUGAUGGACUUCUGCAACGAGUCAAGAGAAUAAUCUAUGAUGCCAAGUCUACUGUAGUGAUUGGAAGCUCUUUGAUGUCACGAUGAAGACCGUGAAAUUUCCGUACAAAUGUGUAACCUCCUCUGCAGGAUGGUUCGUUGAUCAUGGUAAAUGACAAAUAUUAGAUAGACAUGCUCUUUGAGGUGCUGCUAGGCCAGUUCUUUCUGUGUGUGAGGCUUUUAUAAAGGGUUCGCUAUUAUUUACACACAGCUAAAUGGGAAUAUCCCUGUAAUUAGUUUUGUAUGUCAAACAUCAAACACUUAAAAAAACAUAUAUGUCUGGUUAUUGUGUUGGGAUUAAACCAUGAGCUGUGUUAUUAGCUUGUUGUAGUGUUAUAUGCAGGUUGUAACUAAUGUGUUUGUAAACCUUGCAUAAUGCCCUAACUUUAUUGUUUUAAUAUUGUGUCCUAUCUUUUAUAAUAAUUUACUGUUUUUUUGUCAAAAUUAUAUUGCCGUGGAGCGUUAUCAGUUUUAAAACUUUUUAUAUCCUGAGCAUGAGUAGCAGCCAUCACACCUUUGGAUUUUCUUCAAAGUAAGCAAUAAUGCUUCAGGAAAAUGUAAGAACCUGCUUCAUCACAGGUUGAUGAAAUAUAAUGUGUUGUUUUGUAUCUUAACAUGCCUGUGGUUUGUAUGUAAUGUGUUGGUUAACAAAUGCAAAACCUUAAACGUAUUAUUGCUUGGAGGAAGAAAGCCAAACACUUGAAAGGUGAAUAAUUUCAAAUAGGUUUGCCAACAUUCACUUGUUUUAAACAGGUUUGUCAAAGUAUUUGAAAAAGAAGGGAGCAUUUUUUUGAUAAAUAGUAGUCUCUCAAUCCAGUCUCCUUCUUAACAAUUUUUAUCAAGCUUUUUUUGCUGCUGGCAUAUCCUGUGUUCCAAAAUGUAUUUUUCUGAACAAGUUCAAAAUUACAGUAGAUGGAAAAAAAAAUUUUCUUUAGAAUGUGCUCAUUCAUUAAGGGGAAAAAUCACAGAAAUUUGCUGUC
Messenger RNA from Cuculus canorus (common cuckoo), 2138 nucleotides. RefSeq names its product thioredoxin related transmembrane protein 3 (gene TMX3). NCBI's taxonomy places the organism in Eukaryota, Metazoa, Chordata, Aves, Cuculiformes, Cuculidae. Gene Ontology annotation, biological process: peptidyl-cysteine oxidation. The transcript is spliced from 16 exons. Gene Ontology annotation, cellular component: endoplasmic reticulum. Gene Ontology annotation, molecular function: protein disulfide isomerase activity. The record is from RefSeq and is a predicted model, not a curated record. Bases 73 to 1206 code for a protein of 377 amino acids.